Messenger RNA from Amoebophrya sp. A25, 3804 nucleotides. The record is from the annotation of a GenBank genome assembly. Lineage: Eukaryota; Dinophyceae; Syndiniales; Amoebophryaceae.
AUCUCGGUGUACUUAUCGAAUUUAUGUCGGUUUUGUCAAGGUCCUGUUCGUGUUCCCCCGUAGCUGAUACAUCAGAUCAAUGGCGCGUAGUCUAAAGAAGGUGCUCAGCUCAGUUUAGGUCGUAUCUAUUGGUGUACUGUUCCGAGGGUGAAGUAGGAAAAUCCCUCCGUGGCCGAGUUUAUACCAGGCUGACAUUCUAGAAGCAAGUAGUCAUUGUCAUUUUUUGUUUGAGAUUGAGUUGAACUUCUUCGUUCUUCCAAAAGGAAACCAACAAAAUGACGUCCGGUUCCCCAUCUGCGAAGAGGACGAAAGUGGAUCAGCUUUCUGCCCUCAAAAAAAUGACCAGUGUGGUUGCAGAUACUGGCGAUAUCGGAAAAAUCAAGGAGUAUAUUAAGACGAGGACGAUGGAUGUGGAUCAAGGAUUUAAUACAGGAUAGCGAUGGCCUGAAGAUGAAGUUGAUAUCAUCUUUGACUCUCUCGAAUGAUCUGUUCGCGUCUUGAUUUAAUGCGUCAUAGUCAGUGACUGCUCCAUCUUGUUCGUGGCUUUUGUUCGCAUUUUGAUUUGAUGCGUCAUAGUCAGUGACUGCUCCAUCUUGUUCGUGGCUUUUCCUCGUCCAAUUUGUCGAUGUGCGUCCCCCUCAUCCCAUUCUUCAUAGCCCAGCCAGAAGACGCAACGACAAAUCCAAGUCUGCUGCUUGCCGCCUGCUCAAUGCCAGAAUACGAAAAGAUUGUGAAAGCAGCAGUCACGAAGGGGAAAGAGAGUGCGGUACUUGUAGUUGAUGUUCUGCAUCUUUGAAGAGGUGAUUAGUUUUUAGUUGGCAGCUUAGGUGACUAAGUACUUGCUUAUUUCAGUUUUUCGAAUAGUUUUUAGUUGGCAGCUUCAUCACCAUCAGCUGUUUCGCUGCUAUAUUCAUCUUGUAGAAAGGGUGCGUAGAUAUUGCAUAAAUAAUCAUGCAACAAAUUAUACUAGUACAGAGAUACACACAUCGAUACGUUUGUCCAUUGCCAGGGUUCUCACGCCAGCAAAAGCGCUUUGGUGGAUGAGAUAUGCGACCAAUUGGCGGUGCAUUUCGGAUGCGAGAUCCUGAAAGUAGUGGACGGCUAUGUAUCGACCGAGGUGGACGCGAAUCUCAGUUUUGACACCAACGCUAGUCUCACGAAGGCUCGCAAGAUCAUUCAGAUGUACAAAGCUGCGGGCUUUCCGAAGGAAAGGAUCUUGAUUUAAGAAAAAUACCCGCUCAACAUCGUUUUUUAAGGAGGAUUUACUAGUAUGGGGAUUUAAAUCCGAAGAUGUCUCAAGAGGUUCCCGGGGGCCGAUGCCGGGUUAACAAGGUCGCACACUUACCUAGCGAUUGUCAUCGCGCCAGGCUUGUCAGCCUGACAACCGGGCCGCCCGCGUGCGGCUCCCGCAUACGCCUGUUUUUUGUUGAGUCUUAAUGAAGACCACGCUGUUGGGCCCAACUUCGACCGUGGCGUUUCUCUGCCGUCUUGCAUCGUCGUUGAAAGUCCUCCUGCCACUAGACACGGCCAGUAGGCCGGUCCCUAGCUGCCCCGCGGGAUAUUUCCUACGGUUGCCACAUAUUCUUGUUAGCGGCCGGUUCGCCGGCUGCGCGGUCGUUAGCCACGAGGCCGGGCCCGUACUUGGGCCACGGCGUGGUCUUUCCCCCUAUGGGGACCUGAGGUUUAGCUUGGCCUAGUGGGCCCGGGCAUAAGGAAGCCUGGGGGCCAGCGCCUAGCUAAGCUUGCUGCUGAGUCCCCUGCUAUGGUGGCUUCAAUAGCCAGCCCGACUCCCUACCUCUGACCCCCAGCGGGACAGGGUGAGGAGACGGGCCAGCCAGGUUUCCCAUCUGAGAAUGGGCCGCUCUCACCCGGGUCUCGAGGCCCGAAGCUUUGGUGCCACGCGCCUCUGCAGCGAGCUAAGCUCGCUUUGCUUCGGUGCCACGCGCCUCGAAUAGUAUCUAUUGUGUGUUCUCCUGCUCCGGGCCCUCGCGUAGGGAUGAGGAUUUAAAUCUACCCAUACAUACUUUCUAUCACCUAUUUUAAUUUUACGCAACGUGACAAAGUAAGUUAUAUCUUUAGGAGCUUGGAAGUGAAAGUGGGUCAUAAUGAUCUUGGCAACAAGUACACGUCUCUAAAUCCACAAACUCGGCAGUACGUGGGAGUGCAUCCGGGCGUGCGAGGUCCUGCAAAAGGAGGGAAUUCGGUGCAAUAUGACACUGCUGUUUUCGUUUAUGAUAAUGACUUCGACUUGCAAAUGCAGUAGACUUUUCAAGAACAUGAAGAACAUCAAAGGAAGAGUAUCUUGCUAUAGUACUUGUUUCACUUUGCUCCCUUUCCAAUAUAUACGAGGUUCUUCGUAUCUAUCUCAGUUAUCACAGAAGCCUCCCCCCACUCCUUCUCUAACGGCAUUUGUCAAGCAGUCGCAUGCGCAGAAGCGGGAGCAACGCUGAUAUCACCGUUCGUUGGGCGGAUUUUGGACUGGUUUAAGAAAGCGAAUCCGGGUGUGGACUACUCAGGCGAGAAGGAUCCUGGCGUUAUCAGCGUCAAGAAGAUAUAUGAGUACCUUGAUUCUCAUUUUUGUUGAUAGCGAUAGGUAGACUUAGACACCGACUCGAAAUAAUGAGCAGGAAGAGAGCUUUGUAGCAUCGAGUUUUGACAGCAGCGGAUGUGGAUGAUCAUGAUGAGUAACAAAAAUAGUCCACCCUUAACCCACCUCCUAACCACUUCAACUGACGCAGAUACUACCGCCAACACAAGUACGACACGAUCGUCAUGGCAGCUUCUUUCCGAACUAAGGAUGAGAUCGCAUGUUUAGCUGGUUGUGACAAGCUGACGAUUGGACCGAAGUUUCUAGAGGAAUUAGAGAAAUCAGCGGAUCCUCUACCGAGAAAGCUCAGUCCCGAUAUGGUCAAGGUGAAUGGCGGAAGUUCACCAAAGAGUUUAUGGCAACGUGGUGGAAGAGGCUACAAGAUAAUACGUACAGAUCACCGUUGAAUGUGAACAAAGCAAUAACGAUUUAUUUGAGUAAUCGACAUCUUUCGAAAGUAGAGGUACUAGUACCGCUAACACUACUAGGUGGUAGUGUCAAGACUUCUAGAUGAAGGAAUGCGGCACCCUUGUUACCAGUUUCACAACUCCCUACUUUACCCCUCCCCACCUUCAUUCCCAUCCGCUCGACCAAAGAAAAUGGAUGAGAAAACAUUCCGAUGGCAGCUGAACGAAGAUCAGAUGAGCACAGAGAAGCUGUCGGAGGGUAUCCGAAAUUUCAACAAGGACUACGAAAAACUGCGCACUCUCAUUGAGACCAAGUUCCUGUCCUAAAGAAGAAGAAGGACAACUCAUGUUGAAGGAAAACUCAUACUCUUGAAGCGUUCUUACUCGCGAGGAGCAGGCGUACGACUAUGCGAUAAGAAUUCCGCCAGAAAGAAGACGCAGCUGAUUGAUGAAGUCUGCGGGCACUCGAUCGCAGCAGUCUCUCCAGACUGUUGAAAAUAUCGCUAAUCUUGAACCAACUUGGUCUUAUACUUUUACGUUUAUUUCAUUUAAUUUUUUAACUUUCUUCAUCUUCCCAUCUUAUCGUGAUGCACUUUGCUUCUAAUCAAGCUGAGCGAAAGCUUGCUUCCGAAGCUCUUCAAGCUCAUGUUGUAAAUACGAAUACUAGUGGUCUUGGAUACAUCCCGAAGAGAACCCUUCUUGUGUAAAAGUUCUAGUUUCACUGUCUUGUCAAGCUCGCCGAGCAGCCGUAUGAAGGACGGGGCAGUUGUACAUCCUUUCCAGGGACUCAUCACUCAGUCUGCAGAGCAG